This is a messenger RNA of Geodia barretti, 946 nucleotides long. The record is from the annotation of a GenBank genome assembly. Lineage: Eukaryota; Metazoa; Porifera; Demospongiae; Tetractinellida; Geodiidae.
AGCCGCGUCAUUUUCUUACGUACAAGGGAGAAGACAAGACUUUUUGGUACGACAUUCUUACUCGCUAGACAGCGAAAGGAAACUCUUUAAACCUGCACGCAGGGAGAGAGAAGCAAGCUGAGCGGGAUUCGUCGUCAUGCCUCUGGUGAAGCGAGCCGUGGAGCCGGUGUUUGUGAGCCGCGCGACCCUCUCCUCCAAAAUCAAGAACGAACUGGAAGGCGUGGUGGUCAACACGCUCGCCGGGCUCAUCAAGCAGCUGAGCAGCGUCUCCAGACACGCCGAGAACCUGUUCGGAGAUCUGGUGAACGAAGCCAACGGGAUAUAUCUGCGUACGGUGUCGCUGAGUGGUCGCGUGGCGGGGCUACAAGACAAGAUACAGACGUUGGAUUCUGUAGGGAAGGAAGACAUGCGGAUUGAGGAUUCCAAUGUCCGUGUGUUCAAAAGCACAAACAAAGAGGAGCAGCAGAUAUUGGACAGAGGAACGCUGCCCACGGCUCUCCAGGAGGUCUACAGGUCCUGCAAUGCUCCGCCAGCCCUGAGCCAUCUAAGUCAAUACAGAGACGACGGAAAAGACGGCCUCAAAUUUUACACAAACCCAGACUACUUCUUCGAGCUCUGGGCCAAAGAACAGACAAAGCAGAUCGAGAAGAAGCAGAAAAAGAAAGCCAAGGGUGCCCGUAAGAAGAAAGAGAGCAAGAAGAAGAAGGUGAAGGCGGUGCAGAAGAAGCAGUAUGCCGGAGUUGACAAGGAGUUUAUGGAGCAAGCCCACCUCAAACAGGGGCCCGGCGACAUAAUUAUUGGAACCCCUCCAACCACCAGGCAUAGCACAGAGAUUCACAUGAGGGAGGCACCUCCGGCUGCACCCCCACCUCCUCAGCCGCUGUCUCACGCGCAAAUGGCGGCCCCCACUGUCCCACCUCCCCCUCACGCCCGUGCCCUUCUCAUU